AUGGCACCCGCUGCGCGAGAGCCCCCCGCGCCCAAGGCGAACGCGCAGCCAGUAUCACCUAGAUCCUCUGCCCGACCGUCUAGUCAGCUGUUCACCCGCCGCGCCACGGUUGCAGGACCCAGCACCAGUCAUAUUACGGACAGUUCGGAUCGAUCGAGCUCUCGGGAUGGACCGCUGGACGAGCCAGACCGUGGAGAAGCGCUUAUUCGACAACGAAUUCGCGAAAGGAAGCGUGAGAAGUGGCUCAAACAUCACGAUUACCAAACAGACGUGCCUCAUUCGUUCUUGUCUGACGGUGGCAAUAGCCAAGUGGCCCCGUCAUUUUCUACUCCUGCGCAUGUGGCAACUUCAUCAAUUCGCGAUCAUGGAAAGAGCCCUGAUGUGUCGCGCUGGGCUCAUUUACCUCGUUCAUCUGAUAGACUGCGCCCGGGCUUGGACGAUGAUCCCACGCUCCAGACACAUUCUGAUAUUUUCGGCACUGACACCGCUUUGAGUGUCGAAGACGAGGACAAAUAUGCGAAUGAGCAUGGCACCGAUGACGGUCAUCAUGAUGAUGGCGAUGGUGAAUAUUUCGAUGGCGAAGAUGACGACGACGAAGACCUUGAUUUCACAGUCAAAGACCGACAAGACGCACUAAACAUUGAGCAUCCAUUUGGUUUGCCAAUUUGGAAGCCAGCGUUGUACAAAAAGUCACGUUCGAUUCAGCGCACGGCUGAUAAUGCACUGAAAUGUACACCUGGAUUGCGUACGAGCCGGAGCUCAAUGUUGGGAAAUGUGGUUUGGUUGUUGUUAUUUGGCGUGUGGAUAAGUCUUAUCUGUUUCUUUCUCUCAACUCUUCUAUAUUGUGUGCCUCGCGGCGGUUUUAUGUAUGCACACACCUUGUAUGGACUUGGCACAUACAUCUUGUGGCCAUUCGGCAAUUAUAUCGAGGCUGAAUGCUCGCAUGCUGAUGGGCAUCGACACGGUCCAUGUCGGUUGCCGACGGUCCACGAGCAUGAGAUCAAGGACGAAGAGGACGAGAACCUCGAGCAUGUCGACACACAGCCUAACAGUGAGUGCUCGCCUCUUACUGCACAUGGUAACUCUGCUCUAUAUGGUGGUGUGCAAAAUGACGAGGAAGACGGGCAUUUGUCAGAAGAAGAACGAAUUUUGCAGGAACGCAAGCUUUAUCACUAUGUGUUCGACGAAAAUGGAAAUGAUAUAGGUGUGCCUUCGCGCAUUGGCGGUAUUAUCGCUUAUGGCCUCGUAUAUGGGCUUGUGCUGUUUCCUGUACUAGGCGUUGUGUGCGUGCUGUGCUGGGGACUAGUUGUCACGAUCCCGAUGGCCAAGCUUACGUGGGUGCUAAUAAAGAACUUGGCGUCCCAGCCUCUUGCGUUACAUUUCCGGUCACCACUUCAAAUCGACACGCGUGUCUUGAAAGUGAAAAACAGCAGCGAUGCCCAGAGUAUGCUCCACCCUGGACAUAUGGCACCCUUGCUGAAGCGCAAGCAUCGGAAGAAGGGUACAUCGAAGCGACGAAGUGUGAUUUUGGUGUGUUCGUACCGUGCUAUGGGGCUAGAGUACUUCAAGUACACAGUCGGUGGCGUCAAUAUCGUAUUUAUUAACACAAUUCCAUUCAUAUUCCUGACACAAGUUAUGUUCUAUGUCUUGCGGCCAUAUUGCCGAUCGCACGGCAUCACAUCUGGGCUUUGGGCAACGCUCUCGAACGAUGCGCUGAUCUUCAUCAUGUCGCUUGCGAGUGUGCUACCGCUCUCGUACUUUAUUGGAAUGGCCGUGGCGAGUAUCAGCACACAGAGCAGUAUCGGAAUGGGAGCGGUAAUCAAUGCGACAUUCGGCUCAAUCAUUGAGCUGAUUCUCUAUAGCAUUGCUUUGACGGACGGCAAGGCAAGUCUGGUCGAGGGCUCAAUUAUUGGAUCGAUAUUGGCUGCAGUGCUAUUGAUGCCUGGUUUGAGUAUGUGCUCAGGAGCCACGCGACUCAAAGAGCAAUCGUUUAAUUCGCGCUCUGCAGGAGUAACAAGCACUAUGUUGAUCAUGGCGAUCAUCGGCAUAUUGACCCCAACGAUCUUUUAUCAAAUCUAUGGCAAGUUUGAGCUUGAUUGUUCGGGCUGCCCUGAUGAUGUUACAGACGUUAAGGAUCGUUUCAGAUGCGAGAAAUGCUCAUAUGAGCACAUCUCACCCUUGGCUGACCCGUUUUUUCAGACUAAUGUCAAAGGAUUGAUCUAUGCGUGCGCUGUGAUCCUUCUUUUAGCGUAUGCGAUCGGCCUGUGGUUCUCGCUCCGUACUCAUGCGUCACAGAUCUGGAAUAGUACGCCAAAUAUUAUGCAGCCGGAACCGUUGCCUCCUCCUCUGCACCGGGCAUCCGUGUAUAAGCGCCUGUUUCCUCCUCAUGAAGAUGCAGCGCACCUGCCCCUUCAUCACGAUGGACAGAACCACACGGAGCAAGAUGAGUCGUCCUCGCGCGUUGAGAAUCAAACGGCUAAUCACACCAGUAUCCCCGCUACCGAUGGCUCGCAUGGUGGCUCUAGCGAGACGCAAGUCCACAAGUCUAGUAAACCGAGACCUUCUGACGACAUUUUGCUCGAUGCGGCUGCGCGAAUGUAUCAGUACCUAUUCAAUCAACACAAGGUGGAUGAUCCUGUUCAGGGCAACGAGGAUCACCUUCAUGCUCAACAGCCGGAUGCCAAUGGUAAUGGGGUAAGUCAAGGUGGACAUGAUGCUCCCUCUUGGAACCGCUCUACUUCACUAAGCGUGCUCCUGGGAUGUACCGUCAUGUAUGCGAUCAUUGCUGAGAUCAUUGUGGAUCUGGUGGAUGUCGUGAUCGAUGGUUCUGGCUUGUCUCCCAAGUUUAUUGGUGUCACACUGUUUGCACUUGUGCCGAACACGACGGAAUUUAUGAACGCCAUGAGCUUUGCAAUGAACGGCAAUAUCGCGCUCUCCCUGGAAAUUGGCUCUGCAUAUGCAUUGCAGGUGUGCUUGAUCCAGAUUCCCGUGCUUGUCGGGUUCAGUGCCAUCUACAACUCUUCAUACAAGCAGCCUAUUGGUGACAUGGCUUUGCAUUCUUUCACACUAAUUUUUCCUCGCUGGGACAUUAUUUCCAUCUUGUUCUCAAUCUUCCUGCUCACAUACACUUAUAACGAGGCACGGAGCAACUACCACCGCGGCAGCGUUCUGAUUUUGGCCUAUUUGGUGCUAAUUGUCGGCUUUUUCUACGCGCCCAGCGUCGACUUGGAUGACCCUGCUCAAGAGAAAGGCAGGCGCGUUUUCGCUUUGUAA
Molecule: messenger RNA, 3273 nt
Organism: Malassezia globosa CBS 7966
Lineage: Eukaryota; Fungi; Basidiomycota; Malasseziomycetes; Malasseziales; Malasseziaceae
Exons: 1
Coding region: 1-3273 (1090 amino acids)
Biological process (GO): intracellular calcium ion homeostasis; calcium ion transmembrane transport
Cellular component (GO): membrane; endomembrane system
Molecular function (GO): calcium:proton antiporter activity
Source: RefSeq, a predicted model, not a curated record